AGAGAGGAGGAGGCCGCUGCCGUUGUCGUGGUGCGCGCGCAGCAGUAGUGGAGCCGCCGCCGCCGCCUUUGCUCGAUCGCGGCUUGAGCCUGAGGGGAGGCCCCGGAAGGAGAAGGGGAGACGUCGCGCCGCCGCCGCCGCCACCACCAGAGCCAAGCUGCCCAGUCACCAGCCGCCCGAGCCCAGUGCCACAAUGGCAACUGCACCUUACAACUAUUCCUACAUCUUUAAGUACAUCAUUAUUGGAGACAUGGGUGUAGGAAAGUCCUGCUUGCUCCACCAGUUUACAGAAAAGAAAUUUAUGGCGGAUUGUCCCCACACAAUUGGUGUCGAGUUUGGUACAAGAAUAAUUGAAGUUAGCGGCCAAAAAAUUAAGCUGCAGAUCUGGGAUACGGCAGGGCAGGAGCGAUUCAGGGCUGUUACACGAAGCUACUACAGAGGAGCAGCAGGCGCUCUUAUGGUCUACGAUAUUACUAGAAGAAGCACGUAUAACCAUCUAAGCAGCUGGCUGACAGAUGCGAGGAACCUCACUAAUCCAAAUACUGUGAUAAUCCUUAUAGGAAAUAAAGCGGAUCUGGAAGCACAGAGAGAUGUUACAUACGAAGAAGCCAAACAGUUUGCUGAAGAGAAUGGGUUGCUGUUCCUUGAAGCGAGUGCAAAAACAGGGGAGAACGUCGAGGACGCAUUCCUAGAGGCUGCCAAGAAAAUCUACCAGAAUAUCCAAGAUGGGAGCCUGGAUCUGAAUGCUGCAGAGUCGGGUGUACAGCACAAGCCUUCGGCUCCGCAGGGCGGCCGGCUAACCAGUGAACCCCAGCCCCAGAGAGAAGGCUGUGGCUGCUAGUGACCUCAAUUCCUCAGCUCUGUUUCUGACCUUAAACCUCUGUUAGGAGCAGUGCUUUUGGCUGCUUCAGUUUCCUCUCUGUACAUCUUAAUGGGUUUAAUUAAAACUCUCGAGGCAACAGUUUAACACAGUACUAAACUGCUAAAAGUAA
Molecule: messenger RNA, 992 nt
Organism: Euleptes europaea (tarantolino)
Lineage: Eukaryota; Metazoa; Chordata; Lepidosauria; Squamata; Sphaerodactylidae
Gene: RAB14
Product: RAB14, member RAS oncogene family
Exons: 8
Coding region: 194-841 (215 amino acids)
Biological process (GO): phagosome maturation; defense response to bacterium; Golgi to endosome transport
Cellular component (GO): trans-Golgi network; recycling endosome; phagocytic vesicle
Molecular function (GO): GTP binding; GTPase activity
Source: RefSeq, a predicted model, not a curated record